Molecule: messenger RNA, 1512 nt
Organism: Ctenocephalides felis (cat flea)
Lineage: Eukaryota; Metazoa; Arthropoda; Insecta; Siphonaptera; Pulicidae
Product: protein 5NUC-like
Exons: 2
Coding region: 1-1512 (503 amino acids)
Biological process (GO): AMP catabolic process
Cellular component (GO): plasma membrane
Molecular function (GO): 5'-nucleotidase activity; nucleotide binding; metal ion binding
Source: RefSeq, a predicted model, not a curated record
AUGGGGCACGCCGAGAUAGGCUCUGUAAACGAUUCAAGUGACACUUUCCAAGGGACACCUUACUACACAAUAUACAAAUGGAACGUGUCCUCCGCCUUGAUGAACGCCCUCGAGCCCGACGCGAUGUCUUUAGGAAACCACGAAUUCGACGAUGGCGUCGAAGGUCUGGCGCCGUUUUUGGUAAAUGUCAAUUUCCCUGUCCUAGCCUGCAAUUUAGAUCUUUACGGUGAAGAUCUUCUCGAGAACGAAGAAAACCUAAAACCGUCUGUCAUUUUUGAAAGAAAUGGAUAUAAGAUAGGUGUGAUUGGUUAUGUGACGCCGGAAACAAGGUUUUUGGCAGCCCCUAGCGAUGUGAUUUUUCUGGACGAGAUACAAGCAGUAGACAAAGAAGCCAAACGUUUAAAAUCGAAAGGUGUGGAGAUUUUGAUAGCAUUAGGACAUUCUGGACACGAAAAAGAUUGCAUUAUAGCACGGGAGGUACCCGAUAUAGAUCUAGUUAUUGGUGGGCAUACCAACACUUUCUUGUGGAAUGGUCCUAAACCGCCACAAGGCGAAAAUCCUGAAGGUCCCUACCCAAAAAUUAUCGUACAAAAAUCUAAUAAAUUAGUACCAGUUGUCCAGGCUUACGCCUACACCAAAUACAUAGGAAAACUGAGGCUUCAAUUUAACAGAAACGGUGAACUAAUACGAUUCCAUGGUCAGCCCAUCAUGUUAACCAGUGCUGUUGAACAGGAAAAAGAUAUUUUGAGGAUAAUAGAUAAAUAUAAGCCAGGAGUUAAAGCGGCUACAUCCAGAGUUAUUGGAAUGACUCGUGUUUUUCUGGACGGAAUUACAUGCCGAAUCCAAGAAUGCAGUUUAGGAAAUCUGCUUACAGAUUCGAUGAUUUUAGAAUAUAUUGAACGUUUUGGAGACAACUCUAGUGCGAUGGCCUUGUUGAAUGGAGGUGCUAUACGAUCCAGUAUAAGUAAAGGUAAAGCAGGUUUCGUAACCAUGGAAGCUUUAAUGACUGUCCUACCUUUUGGCAAUGAUUUGAUCAUUGGUCAAUACACAGGAAAAAUUAUUAAGGAAGCCUUAGAACACUCCAUUCAUCGUUACAUCCCAUCGACCCCAUAUGGCGAAUUUCUGCAAAUGUCUGGACUUCGUGUCAGCUAUAACUUGAGCGCUAAUCCAGGAAACCGAGUAAACUCAGUACAAACAUUCUGCGAGAAAUGUCCCGAAGACUACCAAGACUUAGACCCAACAUCAACUUACAAUGUCGUUUUAAAUUUCUUCCUAUCCAGAGGUGGUGAUGGUUACGAUAUGUUGAGGGACAAGGCUUUGUCUAAAAAAAAUUUGGGAGUUGAUGACUUAAGAGCAGCCGAAAUGUACUUUAAGACCAGGUCCCCAGUCUGGCAUGGGCCAGAUGGAAGAAUUUCCUUUCUGCAUGAUUGGCGAAAAAGUUCGGCCACGUGGAAAAUGACAGAUUUUAAUAUUGUUCUGAUAGCUUAUGUAUGCAUAAUUGUACUGAUGUAA